GAAUGGAUAUCGCCUACCGACUAUCCCGCCCAACAAUCCGACAUUAUAAAGCGCAGACAGGAGGGAACAGGCCAGUGGUUUCUAGAUGCGCCUCAGGUGACCACGUGGCUUAGUGUACCCCAGGCAACACUCUUCUGCCCAGGAAUUCCGGGAGCCGGAAAAACUAUGGUAGCGGCCAUCGCGAUUGACCAUCUGUUGACAUUAGUGCACAGCAGCUCACAUGGAGUUGCUUAUGUGUACUGCAACUACAAGGCUCGGGAGGAGCAGGAUGUUUCUAGGAUGUUGGCAGCUAUCCUCAAGCAGCUGGUUCAGGCUCGACCAUCGCUAGUGGGGCCUGUGGAACGGUUGCACAAACAGCAUGCUAACAGAGGAACCAGGCCAUCGCCUGAUGAGGUCUUCAGCGCACUCCAAGAUGUACUUGCACAUUACUCUACUAUCCAUAUUGUGGUCGAUGCUCUAGAUGAAUGUCAAGACAGUGACGGCACUCGGUGCCAAUUUCUGGCCAAACUCCGCGAUCUCCAGGCGGUACGGGACGUUCGCCUUAUGGCCACCUCGCGAUUUAUUCCAGAGAUUACGGACGGGUUUAACGAGGCGCUGAGGCUGGAGGUGCAGGCAAGCAGAGAGGAUGUGAAGCGAUUCGUGGCUGGCCAAUCAUACCGACUGCCAAGAUGUAUUCAGCAUGACCCUGCGCUGCAGGAGAUUGUCCAGGAAAAGAUCGUGGAGGCGGUAGACGGCAUGUUUCUCCUUGCUCGCCUCCACACCGAUUCGCUGCUAGACAAGAGAACAGCAAAGGACGUAAAGUUAACGCUAGCUAAGCUCUCUAAAAGCUCAGCCGCACUCGACGACGCAUACAAGGAAGCUAUCCAACGCAUACAAGGACAGUUAAGCGGAGAUUACGUACUGGCCAAAAAAGUACUGUCGUGGAUCACGUAUGCGAAAAGACCGCUUACCACGACGGAGAUGUGCUGUGCUCUGGCAGUAGAACCGGACGAGACAAAGCUCGAUCCUGAGAACAUACCUGAUGUCGAGGAUCUAUUAUCCGUGUGUGCUGGACUGGUCGUUGUUGAUCAGGAAAGUGCUGUCAUCCGUCUUGUGCAUUACACCACCCAAGAAUACUUCGAACGUAUUCGAGAUGCAUAGGAUCCAGGCGCUCAACUACACAUUGCCUUUACAUGCCUCACCUACUUGUCAUUCAGCAUAUUUAAAACUGGGAGCUGCUCCUCUAACAAAGAAUUUGAAGAGAGGCUGAAGGAAAGCCAAUUCUUAGACUAUGCUGCCAAGCACUGGGGACAGCAUGCGGUAACAGUGGAAGAUCAGAUAUAUGAGCUAGCCUGCUCAUUUCUUUCCCACAAAGAAUUGGUU
Messenger RNA from Mytilinidion resinicola, 1362 nucleotides. RefSeq lists its product as uncharacterized. The transcript is spliced from 2 exons. NCBI's taxonomy places the organism in Eukaryota, Fungi, Ascomycota, Dothideomycetes, Mytilinidiales, Mytilinidiaceae. The record is from RefSeq and is a predicted model, not a curated record. The coding region runs from base 166 to 1140 and encodes 324 amino acids.